Molecule: messenger RNA, 2732 nt
Organism: Sciurus carolinensis (gray squirrel)
Lineage: Eukaryota; Metazoa; Chordata; Mammalia; Rodentia; Sciuridae
Gene: Pde6c
Product: phosphodiesterase 6C
Exons: 22
Coding region: 1-2586 (861 amino acids)
Biological process (GO): visual perception; signal transduction
Molecular function (GO): 3',5'-cyclic-nucleotide phosphodiesterase activity; protein binding
Source: RefSeq, a predicted model, not a curated record
AUGGGUGAGAUCAACCAAAAUGCUGUGGAAAAAUACCUCGAGGAGAACCCUGGGUUUGCCAAGGAAUACUUCGACAAAAAGCUGCGGGUGGAGGUACUGGGAGAAAUCUUCAAGAACAGCCAGGUGCCGGUCCAGGCCAGCAUGUCGCUCCCUGAGCUGACACAGGUGGAGGAGUCCGCUAUGUGCCUGGAGCUGCUGUUGUCUGUGCAGGAGGAGUCGAGCAGUGCUGAGCUGACGGCACACAGGGUCCUGCAGAGGCUGGCCCAGCUGCUGCAGGCCGACCGCUGCAGCAUGUUCAUUUGCCGCGCCCGCAAUGGCACGCCAGAGGUAGCCUCGAAGCUGCUGGACGUCACCCCAACCUCCAAGUUCGAGGACAACUUCGUGGUCCCUGACAAAGAAGUGGUGUUUCCUCUGGACAUCGGGAUUGUAGGUUGGGUUGCGCACACGAAGAAACCCCUUAACGUCCCGGAUGUGAAAAAGAACAACCAUUUUUCUGACUUCAUGGACAAACAAACCGGGUAUGUCACUAAGAGCCUGCUGGCAGCCCCAAUCGUCAUGGGCAAGGAGGUUCUUGCUGUGCUUAUGGCGGUGAACAAAGUAAACGCAUCUGAGUUUUCCAAACAGGAUGAAGAGGUCUUUACCAAAUACCUCAACUUUGUUUCUGUCAUCCUAAAACUUCAUCAUACCAGCUACUUAUACAGUGUCGAAUCCCGAAGAAGCCAGAUCCUUAUGUGGUCAGCUAAUAAAGUAUUUGAAGAGCUCACAGAUGUUGAGCGACAGUUUCACAAAGCGCUGUAUACAAUCAGAACAUACCUAAACUGUGAGCGAUACUCCAUUGGACUGCUGGACAUGACCAAAGAGAAGGAAUUCUACGAUGAAUGGCCAAUCAAACUUGGAGAAGUCGAGCCUUAUAAAGGUCCAAAGACACCAGAUGGCAGGGAAGUCAUCUUUUAUAAAGUAAUCGAUUACAUUUUACAUGGAAAAGAAGAAAUCAAAGUGAUUCCGACGCCUCCUGCAGACCACUGGACAUUCGUUAGCGGGUUGCCAACUUAUGUUGCUGAAAAUGGAUUUAUAUGCAACAUGCUGAACGCCCCUGCGGACGAGUACUUCACAUUUCAGAAAGGACCGGUAGAUGAAACUGGUUGGGUCAUUAAAAAUGUCUUGUCCCUGCCUAUUGUCAACAAAAAAGAAGACAUCGUGGGAGUAGCUACGUUUUACAACAGGAAGGAUGGAAAACCUUUUGAUGAACAUGAUGAACACAUUACUGAGACUCUCACACAAUUCCUUGGAUGGUCUCUUUUAAAUACUGACACCUAUGAGAAAAUGAAUAAGCUAGAAAACAGAAAGGACAUUGCUCAGGAAAUGCUCAUGAACCAUACCAAAGCCACUCCUGAUGAAAUUAAGUCUAUUUUGAAAUUUAAAGAGAAGUUAAAUGUAGAUACGAUUGAAGACUGUGAAGAAAGACAGCUUGUCAACAUCUUGAAAGAGGACUUGCCGGACCCAAAGGCAGUAGACCUGUAUGAAUUCCGCUUCAGCGACUUCCCUAUUACCGAGCACGAAUUGAUUAAAUGUGGACUCCGAAUGUUUUUUGAAAUAAACGUGGUGGAGAAAUUCAAAGUACCUGUAGAGGUUCUUACCAGAUGGAUGUACACGGUGAGGAAAGGGUACCGCGCUGUCACUUACCACAACUGGCGGCACGGGUUCAACGUGGGACAGACCAUGUUUACUUUGCUGAUGACAGGAAGACUAAAAAAAUACUACACAGACCUUGAAGCUUUUGCCAUGCUUGCUGCUGCUUUCUGCCAUGACAUUGAUCACAGAGGCACCAAUAAUUUGUACCAGAUGAAAUCCACAUCUCCACUGGCAAGGCUUCAUGGGUCUUCUAUUUUGGAGAGGCACCAUUUGGAGUACAGUAAGACCCUCUUGAAGGAUGAGAGUUUAAACAUCUUCCAGAACCUAAACAAGCGUCAGUUUGAAACAGUUAUUCAUUUGUUUGAGGUUGCAAUAAUAGCAACUGACCUGGCUUUAUAUUUCAAGAAGAGAACCAUGUUUCAAAAGAUUGUGGAUGCCUGUGAGCAAAUGCAGACUGAGGAGGAGGCCAUCAAGUACGUAACUGUGGACCCAACCAAGAAAGAGAUCAUCAUGGCGAUGAUGAUGACUGCAUGUGACCUGUCGGCCAUCACCAAGCCCUGGGAGGUGCAAAGCCAGGUAGCACUUCUGGUUGCAAGUGAAUUCUGGGAACAAGGAGAUCUGGAGAGAACAGUGCUGCAGCAACAGCCUAUUCCUAUGAUGGACAGAAACAAAAAAGAUGAACUACCUAAACUUCAAGUUGGAUUUAUUGAUUUUGUUUGUACUUUUGUAUAUAAGGAGUUCUCACGGUUUCACAAAGAAAUCACACCUAUGCUGAAUGGCCUUCAGAACAACAGAGUGGAAUGGAAAUCCCUCGCAGAUGAGUACGAUGCAAAGAUGAAGGUAAUUGAAGAAGAGAUGAAAAAACAGGAAGAAGGAAACGCGGUUGCAAAAGUUGCUGAGGAUUCAGGAGGCGGUGUUGACGACAAAAAGUCCAAAACAUGCUUAAUGCUGUAAUAUAAUCCAAAUGGCCGAAAUUUCAAAUAUCAUCUUAGUUUUGAAGAAAAACAGAAAACAUUAAAAAAACAAAAAACAAAAAAAACACUUCAGCAAAUUUCACUCUGCAAAUCAUUGAGUAACAGUUAAGAGGAUCUCCAGAAAAA